Messenger RNA from Thalassophryne amazonica, 1156 nucleotides. Its product is annotated as ER membrane protein complex subunit 3-like. Gene Ontology annotation, cellular component: membrane; EMC complex. NCBI's taxonomy places the organism in Eukaryota, Metazoa, Chordata, Actinopteri, Batrachoidiformes, Batrachoididae. The record is from RefSeq and is a predicted model, not a curated record. Gene Ontology annotation, biological process: protein folding in endoplasmic reticulum. The transcript has 8 exons. The coding region runs from base 64 to 873 and encodes 269 amino acids.
UAAAAUGUGAAUUCUCAUUUCAGAGCGGCCUCUGCUGUGGUCAGUGCCUGUAAAGACAGAGCGAUGGCCAGCCCAGAGCUCCUGUUGGACUCCAGUAUCCGGAUGUGGGUGGUGCUGCCCAUUGUCUUUGUCACCUUCUUUGUUGGGAUCAUCCGUCACUAUGUCAGCCAACUGGUCCACAGUGACAAAAAGGUUGAUCUACAGCAGUUGUCAGACAGCCAGGUGCUCAUGCGAAGCCGUGUCCUUCGAGAGAACGGGAAGUAUCUCCCCCGACAGUCCUUCGCAGUGAGGAAACACUAUUUCAACAAUGUAGAGAAUGGAUUCUUCAAGAAGGUCAAGAGGAAGGUCACCCCCAAGAACCCAAUAACAGACACGAGCAUGGUGAUGGACAUGAUGAAAGGAAACCUGACCAAUGUGCUGCCUAUGAUUCUGAUUGGUGGAUGGAUUAACUGGGCAUUCUCUGGAUUUGUCAUCACAAAGGUUCCGUUUCCUCUCACACUGAGGUUCAAACCAAUGCUGCAGCGUGGCGUGGACCUGCUGUCACUGGACGCAUCCUGGGUGAGCUCAGCAUCCUGGUACUUCCUGAAUGUGUUCGGCCUGAGAAGCAUGUACAGCCUCAUACUGGGUCAGGACAACGCAGCGGACCACUCGCGGAUCAUGCAGGAGCAGCUGACGGGUGCUGCCAUGGCGAUGCCCCCUGACCCCAACAAGGCUUUUAAGAGUGAGUGGGAGGCACUGGAGAUCCUGGAUCACAAGUGGGCUCUGGUCAACGUGGAGGCAGAGCUGAUGUCGAGAGACCUCAACUUUGGAGCCUUUUUCAGUCAGGAGAUCAGGUCUUCCAUGUUUUCAUUGCCAGAACCAGUUGGGUUCUGAACUUCUGCAGUCGAUAACGGCAGGAACGAUUAGUGGAAUCUCUGAGCUACUUCGUUCACACCAAAGAUCCGGACUGACGGACCCAAAGAACUGUUUCAGUGCUUCUGUUUCAAAAGGUGGUGCAGAAUCACGACUCAAACUGUCUGUACAUUUCCCUGAGGUGCAUGUAUGCUUCUCCUUUGGAUUUCAAAGUGAUUAGUGGGAAUGUUCUAGGAGUGAGGAUUUAGCAAACAGGUGUUCCAGAACAGAAGUAGCAACUCUGUGAAAUAAAUGAUUGCUCACA